ACCAUAUCAUAUCUGAGAUCCAGUUCACCGAUUACAAUAUCGGCUGCAGUUAUUAUCAUGGCCGUGGCAACAAACACACAUGUCCUGAUCGUCGCCUUCGUUAUGAUGUAUGUAGCAUCAGCGAAUACGUUGACGAUGUCGGACGAUACCGUCGUCAACGUCACCUUCGGCGACUUCCCGUCGCUGUACGCAUUCGAGAACGCAGACAACACGGUCAACGUUACAGUCAUUGCGUACAAAGGGGACAGCAUGGCGACUUUGCAGUUUGAUUCGACGAAUCCGAGGAUAUUUCAAAUCGUCAACCAGAGUUCGACCUACAUCGAGUUAUCCCCCAGCGCAUAUUACCCGCAGAGCUUUUCGUUUGAUGUUCGAGGAAUCGCGUUGGGAAUUGAAGACCUCUUGGUCGUGAUGACUAAGGAUGGGGCGAGUGCGGUCGUGCAUUCGGUGACGAUGAAGGUAAACUUGCAACCGAAAGCGAUCAUGGUCGUGGUUAAGUACGUGAUGUUAUUCUGUGUCGUCGUCGGUUUCGUCAACAUGGGAGGGACAAUCGACCUGAAGUUAAUCUGGCAAAAGUUGCGUCGGCCCUGGGGCGUCCUCAUUGGUAUUUUGUGUCAGUUCAUGAUCAUGCCGGCGCUCGCCUUCGGGCUCGCGAAGCUCCUGAAGCUCGACGCGCCCUCUGCGAUCGGCCUCGUCCUCGACGGAUCUUGCCCCGGUGGUCACCUUAGCAACCUACUCAGCGUCAUGCUCGACGUCGAUUACGUGUUAAGCCUGACGAUGACUUCGUGUUCGAACAUCCUAGCGAUGGGGAUGAUGCCGCUUAACCUCUUCAUCUACACGCCGCCGUUCACAGAAGGCAACGCGCAGUUGGAAACGCCUUUCAUAGAGAUCGGCAUCCAGCUUGUUCUACUCUUCAUCCCACUUUCAAUCGGUAUGUUCUUCAAAUACAAAUCACCUCGGAUAAACCGCAUCUGCGAGAAGCUUCUCAAACCCCUCUCGGGCGUUCUUCUCGUCCUUUUACUCGCCACAAGUCUGCCGUUCCAGCUCUUCAUCUUCGCUGCUCCACGUGAGACCUACAUUGCUGCUUUCCUCCUCCCACUAUGCGGCGGAUUAUUGGGCUUGUCAAUCGCCAAGAUGGCUUGUCUCCCUAUGAGAUCAAUGGCCACGAUCGCCUUGGAAACCGGCGUACAGAACGCAGUUCUCGCCACCACCAUUAUCACCUUCUUCUACCCACAUCCUGAAUCCGAGAUCGCAUCUCGCGCUCCGUACCUCAUCCUCCUCAUGACCAUCUUCGAAGGCAUUCUGCUCGUGGUCGUCUACACAUUUGUCAAGACAUUCAUCUGGAAACCUCGCGAAGAUGAGGAAGCAUUCGUCGACGACAAAGGAGACGAUCCCGAUGUCGAAGUGAAGAAGAAUGGAACAACGGUGACGGCCAUGGUUAAUAAUGGUUACCUUAAGGAGGUCAAUGAAAAUGACGUUGAUGGCGAUGUGAAGAAAUCGGAAAUUCAGGGUCAGGGAUGUCAGACUGACUUUGAUGAAAUGUGCUUUACAAAUCUCGAUUUUAUAAAUAUAUAGAUUACACGAGGAAAGAUGAUUCAAGAGAGGAAAUAUGCAAAUCAUCUUGAAUUUAAACUUUAAGUGCGUGGCCACAGAAUAUUAUGCAUUUCCUAUACAUAAUAUCAAAGUGAUACAUGUAUAAAAUCAUUUAGUGAUUGUAUAUGACGGAUAAUUGAUGGAAUAGGCCUAUUGUAUAUACUACGUGUGUACUAUGUUAUGAUAAUGCCAUUACUAAUCUGAGUCUGUAUACCAGACGAAAAUUACAUCAUUAAAAUUUUAAUUUUCGAUUGUGACGUUUUGAAUCGAAGGAGGUAAAAUGUCCUUCAAAUAUGCGUCUGCUGAGAACAUUAGCACGAUAAUGGCAUUAACAUUGUAUCAAAAUGAUAUAAGUUAAUGCCAUUCAGGGUCUCAGCAACGUUUUUUCUCUCAACGUCACAAAUAAGAUACUUUUAUUGAAGACAUUCCACAGGUUUCAAAGACAAAAAUUUGAAAAUUGUGUUAAGAGUAUCGAGGAAGUAAAGAGAAUAUAAACAAUUUCAGUUCAAACAUGUAUCCUUUUUUUAAUUUAUUUUUAUUGUAUCAAACUUGCAGUGGUUCUUGCUUUAUAAGUGCUAUUAUUGUUUUCAUGAUUCUAUAUUGUGUGUAGGUAAAGUUUUCAGGAUUACAUCAACUAAUUCCUAAAGAGGAAUCAGAGACCUGAAAAGGGCCGGUGAGCUCCGCUACUAAAGAGCACUUUGUUCUCGACGUUUCGAGCAAUCAUGUCUCUGACCGUCUUUUGUUUCUCUUUUAACUGUUGUACGUCUUAGGUUGAAUGACUGAUUCUGAGAUAAACAUACCACACACGUAACAAUACAAAAUCAAAUCGGAAAUCUCAUCGCAGUAAAAGUUCCUUGACAGACAUGUUGAAGUUAACCGAUAAGGGAGAAUAAAAUAUUUGGAUUUUUCUAGUCGAAUCUAAGAUUAUGUUAUCUUACAGACAGUAACCUGUUCAAAAUGAUCAAUAAUUGUUCAUGAGCUAGGAC
Strongylocentrotus purpuratus (purple sea urchin) is the source of this 2576-nucleotide messenger RNA. RefSeq names its product ileal sodium/bile acid cotransporter-like. Bases 58 to 1572 code for a protein of 504 amino acids. The record is from RefSeq and is a predicted model, not a curated record. The transcript has a single exon. Gene Ontology annotation, cellular component: membrane. Lineage: Eukaryota; Metazoa; Echinodermata; Echinoidea; Camarodonta; Strongylocentrotidae.